This is a messenger RNA of Vespa crabro (European hornet), 2209 nucleotides long. It is a transcript of the gene Caper, whose product is annotated as RNA-binding protein 39. The transcript has 9 exons. The record is from RefSeq and is a predicted model, not a curated record. Gene Ontology annotation, biological process: mRNA processing. Bases 216 to 1832 code for a protein of 538 amino acids. Gene Ontology annotation, molecular function: RNA binding. Lineage: Eukaryota; Metazoa; Arthropoda; Insecta; Hymenoptera; Vespidae. Gene Ontology annotation, cellular component: nucleus.
GUUAAAAUAGCGAUUAGUCGCAGUUCUUGCGAUAUCGUCCAUUUUCUUUUGGCCAUUUUACGUACGAUCGCGGUAUUGUGCGUUGCACUUGUUUUUGUAUUACAAUUAAAAAAAACCUAAAUCUUUUAAAUUAUAUAUAAAUCGUUAUAAACCGUACGUUUUAUAAUCCUAAAAUAGUUCUUUCGACUCGCGUAUAAUUUAUUUGUCGUGUGCUAAUGCGUGGAAUUUCAGAAAAUUCUCCAACUCGCGCAAUGGCGGAGGAAUUGGAUGUCGAAGCGAUGCUGGAAGCACCAUAUAGAAAAGGGAUGGAGCAGGACUCCUCCUCCAAAGACAAGUCCUCCAAGGAAAAUGAGUCUAGUCGCAAAUCAUCUGGAAAGAGCAAACAUCGGUCUCGUUCCCGUUCACGAUCUCGCGAUCGUCGAGAUAAAGACCGCCGUGAUCGUGACAGAGACAGGGACAGGGACAGGGAUAGGGAUAGAGACAGGGAUAGAGACAGGGAUCGCGAGAGAGACCGGGAUAGAGAUCGUGAUCGCGAUCGCGAACGCAGGCGAAGAUCGCGAUCGAGAGACCGACGUGAUCGUGACAGAGACAGAGAUGGAGAUAGAGACCGAGAUCGAAGAGACAGAGAUAGAAGAAGAAAAAGAUCUCUUACACCAAUUACUUUACCUAGGGCUCGACCUCCUUUUGGUAAAGGUGUUAGUCCUCUUGGAAUCAGAAACGAUGAGUUGACGCCUGAAGAACGAGAUGCCCGUACAGUAUUCUGUAUGCAACUUAGUCAACGAAUACGUGCACGUGACUUGGAAGAAUUUUUCUCUAGUGUUGGGAAAGUUCAAGAUGUCAGACUCAUUACAUGUAACAAAACGAGAAGAUUCAAAGGGAUUGCGUAUGUUGAAUUCAAAGAUCCUGAGAGCGUUACACUCGCGCUUGGACUAUCAGGCCAAAAGUUACUUGGUGUUCCUAUAGUAGUACAACACACUCAAGCAGAGAAGAAUCGCAUGGGUAAUUCUAUGCCAAAUUUAAUGCCUAAAGGGCAGACAGGACCUAUGAGAUUAUAUGUAGGUUCUCUUCAUUUUAAUAUCACUGAAGAAAUGCUUCGUGGUAUUUUUGAACCAUUCGGAAAAAUUGAUAAUAUCCAAUUAAUUAUGGAUCCUGAAACUGGUAGAAGUAAAGGUUAUGGCUUUUUGACAUUUAGGAAUGCAGAUGAUGCUAAGAAAGCCUUAGAACAAUUAAAUGGUUUCGAAUUAGCUGGUCGACCAAUGAAAGUUGGAAAUGUUACGGAACGUACAGAUUUAAUACAGGGUCCUUCACUUUUAGAUACAGAUGAAUUGGAUCGAAGUGGUAUUGACCUUGGUGCAACUGGCAGAUUACAAUUGAUGUUCAAAUUGGCCGAAGGUACGGGUCUUGAGAUUCCUCCUGCAGCAGCAAAUGCUUUAAAUAUGGCACCUGUAAUCUCUGCUCCACCACCACCACCACAAGCUGCUCCACCAAUUGCGACACAGUGUUUUAUGCUUUCAAAUAUGUUUGAUCCUCAAAACGAAACAAAUCCAAAUUGGGCAAAAGAAAUACGUGAUGAUGUAAUAGAAGAAUGCAAUAAGCAUGGCGGUGUAUUACACGUAUAUGUAGAUCAAGCGUCUCCACAAGGAAAUGUUUAUGUCAAAUGUCCAUCAAUAGCAACGGCAGUUGCUGCAGUCAAUUCAUUACAUGGUCGAUGGUUUGCUGGUCGAGUUAUAACCGCUGCUUAUGUACCAGUUGUAAAUUAUCAUUCUCUCUUCCCAGAUGCUAUGACUGCUAUCCAAUUAUUGGUCCCAACCGCACCUCGACGAGGAAUAUGAUCUCAAAUGAAUCAGACCAUUUAAAAUGUUGUACAUUUUUUGUAGCAUUACAAUGAUUGUGCUGGUAUUCUUCUCCUUUUCCUCUUUUCCUUAAAAAAAGAAAAAAAAAAGAAAACAAACAAACAAAAACAAAAAAUGUUUUUUAAUAUUCUUAAGUAUAUUAAAUUAAGUAUCAUUUGUGUUUAAUUGUAUAAUAUUUUUGUGCACAACUAUUUCUCAUAUUUUAGAAAAUCACAUUAUAUAAGGGCCCUUUUCUUCAUUUAUUCUCUUUAUUUUGUUACUAGCAGCAGCUGUGUACAGAGUAAUAGGAUCUUAUACAAAACUUGUACGUAUUAUUGCGUUAAUCUGGAAAUAUAGCAUUUAAAUUUAAAACUCAA